Molecule: messenger RNA, 2371 nt
Organism: Chelmon rostratus (copperband butterflyfish)
Lineage: Eukaryota; Metazoa; Chordata; Actinopteri; Chaetodontiformes; Chaetodontidae
Product: guanine nucleotide-binding protein subunit alpha-14-like
Exons: 7
Coding region: 130-1194 (354 amino acids)
Biological process (GO): phospholipase C-activating dopamine receptor signaling pathway; action potential; adenylate cyclase-modulating G protein-coupled receptor signaling pathway
Cellular component (GO): heterotrimeric G-protein complex
Molecular function (GO): G-protein beta/gamma-subunit complex binding; G protein-coupled receptor binding; GTPase activity
Source: RefSeq, a predicted model, not a curated record
AAAGUCGCCAACCCACCUGUUCCGGGACAGAAGUUUCCCUGGCAGGUCUGAGAAAAAUCAUUAUCUACUCAUUUCACUAAUCCCUGUCAGCUGUGGCGUAGUUAAACUAAAAGCGGCUCUUGUGCGACAAUGGAAGAGUGCUGCCUGCCUGCUCAGGAAGUGGAGAGACUCAGGAUACACAGAGAAAUAGAGAGACAACUCCGUCGUGAUAAAAGAGAAUCUCACCGGGAACUGAAGCUGCUGCUUUUAGGGACUGGUGAAAGCGGGAAGAGCACUUUCAUCAAACAGAUGAGGAUCAUCCAUGGCAGCGGGUACAGUGAAGCUGACAGGAAAGGUUUCACUCGGCUGGUGUUUCAGAACAUCGUCACAGCCAUCCAGGCGCUGAUCCACGCCAUGAAAACUCUGCAGAUUGACUACAUUGAUGAGCAGAACAUUAGCCACGCACAGAGGCUGAGCCAAGUGGAGGCAGACCAGGUGUCCACUUUGGAGGCUUGGCAGGCGGAUGCCAUUAAGCGAGUGUGGAAUGACCACGGUGUUCAAAGGUGCUACGACCGCAGGAGGGAAUUCCAGUUAUCUGACUCUGCCAAAUAUUACCUGAGCGACUUGGACAGAAUCACAGCUCUGACAUACGUCCCCAACCUGCAGGACAUCUUGAGGGUCAGGGUCCCCACCACAGGCAUCAUAGAGUACCCCUUUGACCUUUCACAAGUGAUCUUCAGGAUGGUGGAUGUGGGUGGUCAGCGUUCAGAGAGGAGGAAAUGGAUCCACUGCUUUGAGAAUGUCACCUCCAUCAUCUUUCUGUCGGCCCUCAGCGAGUACGAUCAAGUCCUUUACGAGAAUGAGAAUGAUAAUCGACUGAGCGAGAGCCUCGCCUUGUUCAAGACCAUCCUUUCGUACCACUGGUUCCACGAGUCCUCCACCAUCCUCUUCCUGAACAAAACAGACUUGCUAGAGGAGAAAAUCACACAGUCUCAUUUGGCAACCUACUUCCCGGCCUAUACUGGACCCCAGGGUGAUGCUGAAUCUGCGAAAAGGUUCAUCCUGCAAAUGUACACGGAGCAGCAUGGCAAGCGCCACAAACCCCUUUACACACACUUCACCUGUGCCACGGACACAGAGAACAUCCGGGUCGUCUUCAAAGACGUCAGAGAUACACUCUUCAUCGAUAACCUGCAUAACUUCAACCUGGAAUGAGGAGGUCCUAGGACAAAGUGAUGGUUUCACGCUUCGGAACAAGAAAUCUGGUUAUGCAGUCACAUGUUGUAACACUUUUAUGGACAUUUUAUCUGUUCUUUGCUACGGCAGCAACAGGUAAUUCACAUUUAUCUCAGCACUGUAAAACACAGAGAGUCUGUGCCAUCUCUUGUGACACAGUUCAACAUAAAACAGCUUAUUUUCGGUUGCUACAGGCGAGAAAUGGCUGGACAACUGCAAUAUCAAUUAAUGAUUGUUCUCAGCUGUUACAGACUGGUUCCUAUUAUACCAUCACUGUUUGACAAACAGUUGGCAAAUAGUUUGAAACCAGACCUGGAAAGGCUUAUCUACAAGGAAUGCAACCCACCCUGCCUUGCAGCUCUGCAGGAAAAUAAAAGAAUAUCCUGCAGGGAAACACAGUGCCUUAGUUCAUAUUCCUCCUAUUGCUUGUAUGUGUGCUACAACAAGCAUGUCGCCUAUGAAAUUAUUAUUUUCACUAACUUUCACUGGCAGUAUGAUAUAAACAUUAAAGCCACAUGUAAUGUGUGUUUCUUGUCGCUUUGCACAAAACUUUACAAUUGGACAUUUAAAACAUGACAGUUGAGGAAACAAGAAAAACGACGUUUCCAUUCAGAAAUGUAUGAUCCAUCCCAUGAUAUGUGACUGCAGCUGCAUGGUACUGAUUAACCAAAGGCUGUUUUGGGGCGUCUCUGCUCUGCGCUGCAGCUCCUCGCUGCUGGCGACAACCUUUGUACUCAACGAUGGUCGACUGUGUGCAAAGGUCUGACAGGCUGGUCUCUGUCUUCCUGCCUAACUGUUGGGACUGAACAGUGGUAAGUGAAAAGAGGAAUUAGGUUAGACCUGUGGUGAGAACAAUGCAUGUUUCCACACGGAAGGAGAGGCUGUCUAGGUACUAUUGAUUUUAUCUGCUUUGCGGCGAGUUUGCUUGUUUAAGGGUUGAAAAGUUCAGUGCUAAUGUAGGAUAUAAAGGACACAUUUGAAGUUGCCUUAUAGACAAUGGAACUGAAAGCAUCAGAUAUUUGCUUUGGAUCAGUCACUGUUUUCUUACCAGCUUGUGGGAAAGCGUGUGAAUAUUAUCAGCACAUGAAGCUGGCAGUGUUCUCGUUUCUGAUUGUUAUUGCUCUUUUCUUUACCCCGAGGGCUAAUAAAAUGUAGC